Messenger RNA from Eutrema salsugineum, 1126 nucleotides. RefSeq names its product ethylene-responsive transcription factor CRF4. The transcript has a single exon. Bases 65 to 1051 code for a protein of 328 amino acids. The record is from RefSeq and is a predicted model, not a curated record. Gene Ontology annotation, biological process: regulation of DNA-templated transcription. Gene Ontology annotation, molecular function: DNA-binding transcription factor activity; DNA binding. NCBI's taxonomy places the organism in Eukaryota, Viridiplantae, Streptophyta, Magnoliopsida, Brassicales, Brassicaceae.
CUGUUUUCUCCAAACAGAAUCUUUAGAAGCCAGAGAAUCAAGAUAAUAGGUGAAAGUGGUGCUGAUGGACGAAAAUAUGGAUUUUAGACCAGUCAAGUACACGGAGCACAAGACAGUGAUCAAGAAGUACACUAAAAAGAAGCUUCCUGUGGACAAGAAGAAGAUGAUUGGUCGUGACUCGGCGAGGUUGGUUCGUGUCUGUGUGAUGGAUCGUGACGCUACUGAUUCAUCAAGCGACGACGAAGAGUUUUUGUUCCCUCGAAGACGGGUCAAGAGAUUGAUCAACGAGAUCAGAGUCGAGCCUAGCUCCUCCGGCGAAGUCUCUGCUCCGAUUAAGACCGGAAAAAGUAUCACCGUUGAUUCUCCCCUUCAAGAGGUCUCUGUUUCCGGCGCCGACCAUAACGAGAGGAAGUUCCGCGGCGUGAGACGGCGACCAUGGGGAAAAUACGCGGCGGAGAUUCGUGAUCCGGAGCGACGCAAGAGGAUCUGGCUCGGUACUUUUUCAACGGCGGAGGAAGCCGCCGUCGUCUACGACAACGCAGCGAUAAAGCUUCGUGGUCCCGAUGCUCUCACCAACUUCAGCGUACCACCAGAACCAGAACCAGUUCCAAAACCGGAACCGGAGAGCAACUUAUCCGUUUCUUCGACAUCAGAAUCAAUGGACGAUUCUCAUCAUCUAUCAUCUCCCACAUCGGUUCUCAACUACCAAAUCUCGGAACAAUGGAUGAACCGGUCAAACCGGGUUAAACAAGAGUUUCUUGAACCGGAACCAAUUAGCUGGCAUCUCGGAGAAGGUAAUAAUAUUGACGAUGCAUUUCCAUUGGACAUUCCAUUUCUCGACAACUACUUCAAUGAAUCAUUGCCAGACAUCUCCAUCUUUGAUCAACACAUGUCUCCUCUUCAAUCAUCAGAGAAUGAUUUCUUCAACGAUCUUAUGUUAUUGGAUAACAACACCAACAUAGGAGAAGAUAACUACUCUUCCGAUAUCAAAGAAAUUGGUUCAAUGUUCAAUGAUCUCGAUGAUUCUUUGAUAUCCGAUCUUUUAGUUUAGUUGUGUGAUACACAUUUAGUCCUAAAGAAAACAAACAUCGGUUGCAAGUAUGGCCGGUGUGAGUCAAAUUUUGUC